AUGGCUAGGACGAUGCAAAUAUCAUACCAGCUGUACGCAUCCGCAGCCUCGCUCACUCAUGGAUCACAUGUUGCCAUGCUUCUCGAUCCUGUCGCAGACGCUAUAUGUUGUAUAUACGCUAUCCUGCGAUCGGGUUUCGUCUGGGUUCCUUUAGAUACGCGCAAUCACCACCGGCUUCGUGCGGCGGGUAAGGAGAGUCGGCCGCAAGUCCUGCUAUACCACAAUGCAACGAGGACCCUGGCACAGGAGGUCAUUUCAGGCAUUGGUUUUACGUCAAUACUGAACAUUAAUACCUGCAGGAUUGCUUGUCUGAGUGAGACAGUGACAGCCGAGUCCUCCCAAGACGACAUCAAAAGCAGCGAUACUACGAGCAGUGAGCCUGCUGUGAUGCUUUACACCGGCGGAUUUACCGGUGUGUUAAAGGGCGUCGUCUUCACGCGUGGCAGUCACCUGAACCAGAUAUUUGGAAGCACUACUACUCUGAAUCUUAAACUCGAGAAUAAGCGCAACUUCACCAAAGGCCGCUUCAGUGCCACACUAGAUCAGAGUCUACAGAUCGGGCGACAAGGGGCGACUAGAGAAAGAUGGCCAGGGACAAUUCACGGCAUCCGUGUAGAGCUCAACGACAUCUCGAAUGCAAUUGUCAUUGUCUCGAGCGGCAGAAUUGUCAAUGUCGCCGCUUCUUUGAGACCUGGCCAACUAUCUGACAUGCUGAUUAUCUUUGUUGUUUUUGGUCUUGCUUUCACCGGGGACAAGGUCGACUUUGCAAACUGGCACCGAAAUAGCAUUCCCCUUGGACAAGCUAUGAUGCCCGGUCUCAUUGUACCAGUAGAGCAAAUACUCGCUGCAGCAAACGGCAAGACAGAUAGUAUUGCUUUGAACCGACUGCCUAUACACGACAUGGCGAAUUUGAAGGCUGUGAAUGAAUCUGUGCGCAGCUUGAGUUCCAUGGAGCAAUCUAAAGCCAUCUUUGGCGCGAGAUGCUCUCUACCCAUAUGUUUGGAAUGUUGCCCGCAACGUGGAAGCCUAGUGUAG
Messenger RNA from Metarhizium robertsii ARSEF 23, 1035 nucleotides. RefSeq names its product polyketide synthase. The record is from RefSeq and is a predicted model, not a curated record. Gene Ontology annotation, cellular component: cytoplasm. The transcript has 2 exons. Lineage: Eukaryota; Fungi; Ascomycota; Sordariomycetes; Hypocreales; Clavicipitaceae. The coding region runs from base 1 to 1035 and encodes 344 amino acids. Gene Ontology annotation, molecular function: phosphopantetheine binding. Gene Ontology annotation, biological process: secondary metabolite biosynthetic process; amino acid activation for nonribosomal peptide biosynthetic process.